CCUCUAUAUAUUGGAGGAUGGUGGUAAGAAUACUCAGAAUUUUCUGGUGGUUUUCCGGAAAUAUAUCGUGUUCCGCCGCCGCCGCCGCUCGAGCGAUUCAAAGAGGAGCGCAGAACCCUCGCCGUCCCCCCUCUCGCCGCCCUCUCUCGAUCGAUCUGGCGAUGUUGAGGCUGUGGAGGUGCUACCAGAACUGCCUCGCCGUUCAUCCCGUGAAGACGCAGGUGAUCAGCUCCGGGAUCCUCUGGGGCUUCGGCGACGUUGGCGCCCAGAUGGUCUCCCGAUGGACGGCGGCACCACAAGCGCGCCAAAAGGAAGAAAGCAAGGAUAUUAAAAUAGACUGGAGAAGGGUAGUCACAACAAGCAUGUUUGGGUUUGCAUUCAUCGGACCGGUCGGCCAUUACUGGUACGAGUACUUAGACCAUAUUGUCCGGUUUCAUUAUCGACUCCACCCCAAGUCGCUAAAGUUCGUCACUGCAAAGGUGGUGGCAGAUGCACUUCUUUUGGGUCCUCUAGACCUACUGAUCUUCUUCUCUUACAUGGGAGUGGCCUCCGGGAAAGGUCUAAAACAAGUGAAAGAAGACGUGAAAAGGGACUUCCUUCCAGCCCUCCCGGUAGACAUGGCCAUUUGGCCUGUAGUCCAGUUUGCAAAUUUCCGAUACGUCCCGGUGAAGCAGCAGCUUCUCUAUGUGAAUCUAGUUUACUUGUUUGAGAGCUGCUUCUUGUCCUGGAUCGAGCAGCAGGGCAAUGCUCCCUGGAAGAAGUUGUUUACCUCUAAAAAUACUAGAAUCGCCCUCAUUUCUGACCACCCUGAUAUUUCUUAAUUAUAAUCAAACUACGAACCACCGACCAAUUUUUUUAUCUAAUUUUUUCUUUUAAUUGAGGUCACAUUGUUAUUGGUUUUCAACGAUGAUUCGUAGUAACUAUCUUGUAUGUUCACAGUGUUAUAUUAUUUAACAACCGUCAUUCUCAUGGCAAUGUCGAUGUAACUCAAUUUGUGUUGUUAGUG
Molecule: messenger RNA, 1006 nt
Organism: Zingiber officinale
Lineage: Eukaryota; Viridiplantae; Streptophyta; Magnoliopsida; Zingiberales; Zingiberaceae
Product: protein Mpv17-like
Exons: 3
Coding region: 18-821 (267 amino acids)
Cellular component (GO): cytoplasm; membrane
Source: RefSeq, a predicted model, not a curated record